Molecule: messenger RNA, 942 nt
Organism: Maudiozyma saulgeensis
Lineage: Eukaryota; Fungi; Ascomycota; Saccharomycetes; Saccharomycetales; Saccharomycetaceae
Source: the annotation of a GenBank genome assembly
AUGUCUACGGAUUUUAAGACAGGAGAUUUGGUCCUGUGUAAAGUUGGUGCAUUUGCUCCUUGGCCUGCAGUUGUUUUCCCUCAAAGAUUUUUGAGCCCCGAUGUAUAUCGUAAACGUAAACGGAAUUGUGUGGCUGUAUGUUUCUUUAAUGACCCGACAUAUUAUUGGGAAUAUAUACAUAAAUUGAAACCAUUACCAAAGGAUGCAAUUCAAGAGUUUUUAUCUCAAAAUAAUACUAACCAUAGUGGUAAACAUACAGUACCUAAAGAUUUACUAGGCGCUUAUAAAUUAGCAGAUAAGUAUUCAUCAUUGAGAGCCUUUAUGCGAAAUAAAUUUAGGAGUGAAAGUAGAUUAAAUGAAUUUAAUGAAGAAAUUAUGGAAAAUGGAGAAGUUGAAAGUGGUGAAGAUCCAUUUUGGGGUAAAACUGGAGAUGAUAGAAAUGUAAAAGAAGAAAUUAAACCAACUUUAGAAAUUCUCACAAAUGAUAAAGAUAAAUUAAUAUCAGAAUCUGAUUCAGAAAACGAUAGUACUGUUAAAAAUGAAUCUGAUUUACUUGAUGAAAAACCUAUCUUGGUUAAUGAUACAAAUUCACCAUCAUCAAAACACAAAUAUCGUAAAAAAUUGGAUAGAAAUCGUCGGAUGGAGAUCACAAUGUUAUUUCGUCGCAGAAUGCAAAGAAAUCUUAUUCAAAGAAAGACACCACCAGCACCAAACGAUAUUACUGAGACUCAUAAAUUAUUAGAAAAAAUUAUUGAGAAUUUAGAUAAUGAUCCUCCAUUCUUUGAUGAAGAAUGUCUUAAGAAGAGUAAACUUUACAAACUACUGAAAGUCAUUAAUUGCGAUCCGAAACUGAAAGAAUUCCAUCCGGCAUGUGAAACUAUCUUAACACAUUGGAUUGAUAUUAUUGCAAGAAUUAAGAAAAAUAAAGAUCAAACAAGUUGA